Messenger RNA from Tetrahymena thermophila SB210, 1781 nucleotides. RefSeq lists its product as hypothetical. NCBI's taxonomy places the organism in Eukaryota, Ciliophora, Oligohymenophorea, Hymenostomatida, Tetrahymenidae. The transcript is spliced from 15 exons. The record is from RefSeq and is a predicted model, not a curated record.
UAAAUAUUGCUCUGAAAUUUAAAUUAACGAAAAUGAAAAAAUAAAACAAUCCAAAUAGCUAAAAAAAGAGCGUUUAAAUAAAAAAUUUAGAUUUUUCAGAAAGCAAAAAUGAAGAAUAAAAUUUCUAGAGUAUUGAUAUUUUGUUUGAAUUAAUAAAGAAAAAGCACUAAUUAAAUGGAGAUCUAAUUAAACUUAAAGAGAAUAUAUAUGGGCUAUUUUUAGAAAUAAACAAUAGAUAUUUUAAAGUAAUCGAUUUUGAUAAAACAAUAUUAGGAUAUCAACACUAUCUGAGUGAUGUUACAUAAAAUUUUCUUUAAACAUUCAGUCAAAGUGGAUGUAAUAUUACUAAUUACUAAGAAUCCAUUUAUGAAGUGGACUCAAAAAGCUGCUUGCAUCUUGAGAGAGAGUUUUAAUUAAUAGAAAUACUUGAAUUCUAAGGUGAUAUUCAUAAAGCAAUAAAUGAAACAGAAACAUUUGAAUGGAUCACGUUAUACGACAAAGCAAGAUAAUUUUGGAUUAGUUAAAAUGACAAAGAUAGUUAAAACUCAAUUGUAAGCUUUCAAAUGGCUUUCAAUGAAAUCGAAAAAGCUAAAAAAUAAUAUAUGGACUAUAAAUUUAUUUCAAUAAAUCUAAACAAUUAAUCUUUUGGUGCAAAUGAAAUUUAGUCUAGAGUGAUUGCAUAUGUCAUUAGUAUUCUGAAGAAUAUUGAAGCUUUAGAAUUAAUUGGGAAAUAUCAGUAGAUUAUCAAUAAUAUGCUAGAUAUCAUUUAACCAAUUACUAAUCUUAAAUAAAUAUCAAUUUGUAUUGGUUAGAAAAAUAAUUAUCAAAGUGAAAAGUUAGAAGAUAAUUUUGGUUAAUUAGUUAAGUUCAUAGAUUAAUAACAUUAUUUGAAAGAAUUGACUCUCUAUGUUUACACAUAAUCUCCUUAGUUCAUUUCAGAUUUUGCUAAUUGCUUGAUGAGAAAAACUGACUUAAAAACUUUAAAAUUUGAACUAUUAAAGAAUAAAAAUUACUUUUAUAAGUAACAUUAAAUAAUUGAUUUAACUGAAUAUUGUACAGAAAUAGUGCAACAAGUUUAAAAUUUAAGUCAUCUCUAAGUAUUAAACUUAAAGAUAAACCUAAAUUCAAAAUCUAUGGAAAUAAUAGCAGAAUAACUGAAAUAUCUAAAAGACUUAGUGUUUCUUUAACUCAAAUUUAGCGAAAUUGUAAUUCAAGAAGAUUAAAAGGAAAGUUUAGUCAUAAAAUUAUUUAAUUCUUUGCAGACUUUAGAGAAAUUAAAUUACUUGAAAUUAAGCUUUGACAAUUAACAUGAAAAUUUUUUAAAUGAUUUGGGAAAUGAAUUAAGCAAAAUGAAAUAAGUAAAAUAUUUAGCUCUUAAUUUUGAGAACAAGAAUGCUUUCGAAGAUAGCUUUAUAUCUUGUUUCUUUAACAAGCUGUCUACAAACAUUUCGAUUGAGAAACUGAAAAUUAAAAUAUUAGGAGAAUUUUAGUAAGAAUCGUUGUUUCAUCUUGUCAAAAAUGUUAAAAAUCUAAGCCAUUUAUAUCAAUUUAAGGCUUAAAUAAAUAAAUAUUUAGGACCAAUAAGUAAAGUUAAAAAAGCACUCUAGAUGACAAAAAAAUUCAAAAGACUAACAACCUUAAAAUUCAAUAUUAUUGAAACUACAGUGAACUGGUUCUAAGUUUGACUUGCUUCAAAAAUAAAUUUAUAAAUUAAGAUAAAAAUAAAUACUUAUUAUUUAUUUAUUUAUAUUCGAUUCAUAUUUAUUAUUAAAUUAGAAUUA